CUGAUCAUGUGGCCAGGGUUGUCUCAGACAAGUGUGUGAUUCCUGUUCUUGUUCCUGGGGUGUUUGGGGCGGCCUGGUGGGGUAGCAGAGCAGAAAACAUGCGAGGGGAGAGAGUGUGUUUGUUCCAAGGAGGAACCUACCCUGAACUCUGUUGUCAAGUGGUGAUAAUAACGACUAUUGUGCCACCACUCAUGUGUCUUGUUGGCGUGGUGUGGGUGGAAAACAGACUCACUCUCGCCCAAUCCUAUUCGUUCCAUUCAGGAUCCCCCAUCUGCCCAAGGGAGGACGUAACCUUAGUAGUAGUAGCUCGGCUUCCAGGGUCUCCUUCUAUCCAAGGUCUACCAUUCUUGAGACAGAAGGAUAGAAGAGAAGAGAAGAAAGCUCCUCCACAUUACAUCAUCAAUGCCAUUCUCUGCAUCAUUGGAAUUCGGAUCGUCCUGCCAUACGUAUCUUGGUGUAGUGUACGGUGUUCACACAGGGAGAUCGAUUCCUAUCACUUUCGUCAUUUAGCAUGCUGUUCAAAAUGAUGUAUCCAGCCUGAUAUGAUUGAUCUCCGUCGAAUCAUCCAAGCUUGGGCCUGGUGUAGCGGGGCAUACCCGCUAGUCGUACCUCUGUACUUACCUGGGUACCUAGGUAGUUUUGUAGACAGAAUGAGAGCUAAAUCGCUUGUUAGUGAUAGCAUUGGAUUUUGCACAUUUAAAUGGUGACCCCAUGAUGAUUCCUCAACAUACCCCCAAGAGUCAUUACCAGAUGAUGUUCUACUAGACAAGGGAUAAAGCAGAGCUAAA
Molecule: messenger RNA, 788 nt
Organism: Aspergillus campestris IBT 28561
Lineage: Eukaryota; Fungi; Ascomycota; Eurotiomycetes; Eurotiales; Aspergillaceae
Exons: 1
Coding region: 99-527 (142 amino acids)
Source: RefSeq, a predicted model, not a curated record